AGUGGGCGAGGAAGGGAGAGUCCGAGCUGGUGUGAAACGGCAAGAUGUCGGAGAGAAAAGUGUUAAAUAAAUACUACCCUCCAGACUUCGAUCCAUCGAAGAUCCCCAAGCUUAAACUUCCAAAGGACAGGCAGUAUGUGGUGCGGCUUAUGGCUCCCUUUAACAUGAGGUGCAAGACGUGUGGCGAGUACAUCUACAAGGGCAAGAAGUUUAAUGCCCGGAAGGAGACGGUUCAGAGUGAAUCCUACCUGGGACUCCCCAUCUUCCGGUUUUACAUCAAAUGCACCCGCUGCCUUGCAGAAAUCACCUUCAAGACGGACCCCGAAAACACCGACUACGCCAUGGAGCACGGGGCCACGCGGAACUUCCAAGCGGAAAAGCUUCUAGAGGAGGAGGAAGAGAAGCGGGUGCAGAAGGAGAGAGAAGAUGAAGAGCUCAACAACCCGAUGAAGGUUCUGGAGAACAGAACCAAAGACUCCAAGCUGGAAAUGGAGGUUCUGGAGAACUUGCAGGAGCUGAAGGAGCUGAACCAGCGCCAGGCCCGCGUGGACUUUGAAUCCAUGUUGCAGCAGUACAAGGAUUACGAGGAGCAGAAGCGGCGGGCAGUGGAAGAGGACGAGCAGGAGAUGAAAGCUAUGCUGGAGCAAGCUCAGGCGAGGCGGCUGUUGGAAGACUCUGAUUCCGACGAAGAAUCCGUUCGGCCUCCUGCAAAGUCGCUGCCUAAAGCCAAGCCUACAGACUUCCUGCCGGAGGACUCGGAGCCCCAGGCCAAGAAGCCGAAGGUGGAAUCCUGGGAAAGGAGCAUCGGCAAACUGUCCAGCAAGGCGGAGCUCUCUGGGCUGGUGGCGACGAAGAAGAAGCCGAAUCACAGUACCCCGAACGGAGCUGGGGCUCAGAAUGGGCCGAGGGGCUCAGGUGUUAGUCACGCCUCACAGCCUUCAGGGUCAAGACUGCCGGGCACUUCGUCGCUUAGCCUCUUGGGCGCCUACUCGGACAGCGAGGACAGUAAGAGUGAUUGGCUGUCCCCACCUCAGAAGCGAAAAGGCUGAGCCCAUGGCCCCAACUUUGCCCCUUUGUGGUAAAUGGAUCCCUUUGUGGUACCGUCCCUUUGUGGUAAAUGGAUUUAGUCGCAGACGGCGAGGGGAGAAAUAGAGAAUAUCUGGCCAUCGGCACGGGGCACGUUGGGUUUUUGCCUUUCACCGGUGCUGCUGCAAAAAUGACCUCGCAAUCAUUUUCCUAACUGAUCACCUCCUAAGGCAACUUCGGUGCCGUUCACCAGUGGGUACCUUCUGUUCUGCCUGUUCCAUCAGUUGUGUUGAUGCUGGCAAACCGCAGAAGCAGAAAAUGCACCUUUGAACUGAUCAUUCGGUCCACCCAGAUCAGGAAGGGUGGGUUGGAGGGAGGGAGAUGGAAAGAGAGUGUGUUUCGGGAACAGCUGUCUGUCUGCACAUGGGAGUUUGAUGUUUUUGCCACCCUAUCUUUCUCCCCUCUGUAUUGGAUGGGUGAAUUUUAACAUUCAAGUAAAUAAACCGAUAGACU
This is a messenger RNA of Sphaerodactylus townsendi, 1539 nucleotides long. RefSeq names its product splicing factor YJU2-like. The coding region runs from base 45 to 1049 and encodes 334 amino acids. The transcript has a single exon. Gene Ontology annotation, biological process: mRNA splicing, via spliceosome. Gene Ontology annotation, cellular component: U2-type catalytic step 1 spliceosome. The record is from RefSeq and is a predicted model, not a curated record. Lineage: Eukaryota; Metazoa; Chordata; Lepidosauria; Squamata; Sphaerodactylidae.